ACAACCAAUCAAAACAGUUGUUACAUAAAGGCUACUGAUCGAAGGAGCAACAUGGCCGCCUUCGGCAUGUUGUUGGGACGGUCAAUCCUCAGAUCGACUCGUGCACUAGAGGUGAACAGCUUGCUGACCGGGACUGUGAGUAGACCACUUCUGGAGACAUGUUGUCGCCCCACCACAAUCAUCAUCACCAGAGAUGCCAGUUUCUUCAACAGAUUAUCAGCUGAGCAGGUCUGGGACAGUGUACAAGGAGUUAGUAACCAAGGAAAGAUGAAGGGCCGUGCAAAAGGAAAACGCAAGAGGUUCAGGGUCGUAAAGCAGUUUGGGGAAGGAGGAAAGUUUAAAAUGAUUUACCCAGCAAUCGGUAAAAAGGGAUUAGAAACGAAUAUCAGUUCAGAGAAAGUAGAAGGUGCAGAAAUUGAUGACAAAACAGAUACCCAUACUAAAAAAAGACCGAAGAGAGAAAAAUUGUUCCCGUUGCAGCGAGGCUAUACUGGGAGGCGUGUUGUCGGGAAAAGACUUGUACCCCCGAAACCGCAAGGGCAGUUUACCUUUGAAGGGUUCGAGGCAGUGUGUGUUCAUCAAUCAAUUGUCGCCAACAUGACAGGAACGCUGGGUCGAAAGAGGUCCUUUACCACCCUUGUCGUGUUAGGGAACGGCAAAGGUUUAGCAGGAUAUGCUUCUGCAACUUCCACGACUCAGUUUCGCUGUAUCGAUAAGGCAAGGCAUGGGGCGUCACAACAAUUGCAGCACAUUGACCUGUAUGAUGGCCACACAGUAUUUCACAACAUCCGUGCUACAGUGGGAUGUACAACAGUCCUGGUCAACAAGCAGGAUAAAGGUUAUGGGCUGAAAUGUCACAGAAUUAUAAAGUCUAUAUGUGAUCUGGCUGGGAUCAAGAACCUUCAUGUGAAGGUGGAGGGAAGACGUAACGAAGCCAACAUUGCGAAAGCCUUCUUUAAGGCACUUAUUGAACAGGAAACGCACCAAGAGCUUGCUGACCGGAUGAAGAUGCAUGUUGUAGAGUUCCGCAGGGAAAAGCACAACUACCCGCUCGUGGUUGCUUCACCACAAGGUGGCGCUAUCAAUGACCCUCCAAGAGAUAAAGAAUACUAUGACUUUGAGAACUUUUAUUUUAAAGGAAAGACUCAAUUUUUCCCAAAAAGACCAGCUCCUUUUUACCAGAACACUCCAUCAUGGUACAAGAAGUCGCAUGAGUUAUAUAAAAGGAGAAAUCAGAAACAGGCUCAAAUGGAACGACGUAUUCAAGGAUUUGAAUUUUCUGGAGGUGCAAGGCGUAAAGAAUAAAACCCGAGCCUUUUAGGAAUUCAUCAUAAUCAAGAACUUUUUGAAGUGAGCAUUUGAGAAAAUACAGAUUUGUGGUGACAUGUGUAAAAAUGUUUUGAGUGUUUAUUUGAAGAAAAUUGCCAUUGUUUAAUUGUAGAAAUCUAGUCUAAUGGUGAGAUUAAGUAACUGAAAAAACACACUAUUCCUUCAACACCUUAUCGGGUGUAAGAUUUUAAAACAACUAACAAAUGCGCUUUGUGUCAGGAAACAACUGCUCAGCACUCUGACGCAAGAUUUUAUUGUACAACAAAAAUAAAUUGAAAGGGCUAA
Messenger RNA from Mizuhopecten yessoensis (Yesso scallop), 1614 nucleotides. Its product is annotated as 28S ribosomal protein S5, mitochondrial-like. Gene Ontology annotation, molecular function: RNA binding; structural constituent of ribosome. The transcript is spliced from 11 exons. Gene Ontology annotation, cellular component: ribosome. Gene Ontology annotation, biological process: translation. The coding region runs from base 52 to 1305 and encodes 417 amino acids. The record is from RefSeq and is a predicted model, not a curated record. NCBI's taxonomy places the organism in Eukaryota, Metazoa, Mollusca, Bivalvia, Pectinida, Pectinidae.